Mollisia scopiformis is the source of this 1091-nucleotide messenger RNA. RefSeq lists its product as uncharacterized. The record is from RefSeq and is a predicted model, not a curated record. The coding region runs from base 191 to 883 and encodes 230 amino acids. The transcript has a single exon. NCBI's taxonomy places the organism in Eukaryota, Fungi, Ascomycota, Leotiomycetes, Helotiales, Mollisiaceae.
CUCUCUUUCAAUCACACUCGUGCCAACCAAGGAGCCAACGAUAAGACUCUCAUCUCGAAAAGUACCGACUACCGUUAGAGGUCACGUCGAAAACGUUCUCUAUGCGUAGAAGCCCCAUCGUCACUGGAUCUUCACCAAUCGAUCCAACUCAGCUGGACGGCAUUAUAUGGAUUAACGUUGUUUGUCCAUCAUGCUUUCCCGCCUCAAGCAUCCGUUCACAGAUACUGAGUUGAUGCUGAGACUAGAAGAAAAGUUCCAAUGCAAAGUUGACAAUAUUCCUCUUGGGAGCCUUGUACGGAACACGAAAAGUCCAGUCAAAACUCGCAUAUGCAGACCGAAUUCCAAGAUGGGUCGGGUAGGGUUUGGUCAAGUAGGGCUUGGUCGAGUAGGGAUGAACGACCUUCCUUCGUCUUAUGCAGCAGGACUUUCAGAGCUGAGCGAUAUGACGGAAGUCGACCGGAAACAUGGAUCGCUAUUUCAGCCAAAAUAUGUCUAUACAUCUCGAAUCACUGCAAGUUCGUGUUACAUCCGCACUUGCAAGAUAAAUCGUCACCGAUUGGAGUCAAUACUCCAAAUGGACGAACCUAGAGUCGCAAAGGAACGGUUGGACGCAUUUCUGGAAGAAAGAGAUCUGUACUUGGUCAUUGACUACAAAAGUGCUGUGGAUCCUGAAGUCAAAAUCACUCGCAAGAAAGAUAUCAAAGCCGCCAAUGCAAGAACCAGUGUUCUGGUAGAUACCUUCUUGCAUGGCGCCUCACGCGGGGAGACAAACUCUUGGUCGAAGUGUUACGAUCACGGGACUAGUGGACCAUGGGCUCGGCAAGCGGGGAAUCUCGACCUGUGGUGGGCCCUGGGUCACGUGGUGGAUCAUGGGGGAUCAUAGGGGAUCGAGCGAUCCACUACGAUCCAGGAAACGGAGGUCCUAUAUAGCGGCGAGUUGUCACUCACUAGGGAGGAACUCCGUGCUCAACUUGAUUAAGUUUUCCUAACUACUAUAUCAUUGCCUUAUCUUACUUCAUUCACCAUACCAACCCACGUGACCUUACCAGGGUAAGGAGAGAGUCGUGACACGAAGCUUCUCAAGGGUGAAU